This is a messenger RNA of Onychostoma macrolepis, 2262 nucleotides long. It is a transcript of the gene gphra, whose product is annotated as Golgi pH regulator. Gene Ontology annotation, cellular component: Golgi cisterna membrane. Gene Ontology annotation, biological process: intracellular pH reduction. The coding region runs from base 165 to 1532 and encodes 455 amino acids. Gene Ontology annotation, molecular function: voltage-gated monoatomic anion channel activity. The record is from RefSeq and is a predicted model, not a curated record. The transcript has 14 exons. NCBI's taxonomy places the organism in Eukaryota, Metazoa, Chordata, Actinopteri, Cypriniformes, Cyprinidae.
GAAAACCUUUUUGUCUCAUGACGUCAGCAGCUUGACAGCUCAGUCGGACUCGGACAGUUGUUCUGUUCAAUAUUUGUUUCUUCUGGAUUAACAGAGCAUUUUUAACAUAAUGAGCUGAGGGUGCGUUUGUCAUUUUCUGUAAACUCCAUACUACAUGUUACAGCAUGUCGUUCUUCGUAGAUUCAGUGAUUAUGUUCACUUCUCAGGUGCUGUUUUUUGGGUUUGGGUGGCUGUUUUUCAUGAGGCAGUUGUUUAAAGAUUAUGAGGUUCGACAGUAUGUUGUGCAGGUGGUUUUUUCCAUCACGUUUGCCUUUUCUUGCACUAUGUUUGAGCUCAUUAUCUUUGAGAUCCUCGGUGUGUUAAGCAGCACGUCCAGAUAUUUCCACUGGAAGUUGAAUUUGUAUGUAAUAUUACUGGUUCUAAUAUUUGUGGUGCCUUUCUACAUUGGCUACUUUGUGGUCAGUAAUAUACGAUUAUUGCAGAAACAAAGGUUGCUUUUUUCAUGUGUGGUCUGGUUCACAUUCAUGUAUUUCUUCUGGAAACUAGGCGAUCCUUUCCCUAUACUUAGUCCAAAACAUGGCAUUCUGUCCAUAGAGCAGCUGAUCAGUCGUGUGGGGGUCAUUGGGGUCACACUGAUGGCUCUUCUGUCUGGCUUUGGUGCUGUGAACUGCCCUUAUACAUACAUGUCAUAUUUCCUGAGAAAUGUGACAGACAGUGAUAUCCUGGCCCUGGAAAGAAGGCUUCUUCAGACUAUGGACAUGAUUGUCAGUAAAAAGAAAAGGAUUGCCAUGACAAGAAGGCAGAUGUACCAGCGUGGAGAGGAGCAGAAUAAACAGACGGGAUUCUGGGGGAUGAUCAAGAGUGUGACCUCCUCACCAUCAGGCAGUGAGAAUCUUUCUCUGAUCCAGCAGGAAGUGGAUGCUCUGGAGGAGCUCAGUAGACAGCUUUUCCUGGAGACCGUGGACCUGCAAGCCACCAAGGAACGGAUAGAAUACUCAAAAACAUUUCAGGGGAAAUACUUCAACUUCUUAGGGUAUUUCUUCUCCAUCUACUGUGUGUGGAAAAUAUUCAUGGCCACGAUAAACAUAGUGUUUGACCGUGUGGGGAAGACUGACCCAGUGACGAGAGGAAUCGAGAUCACAGUCAACUAUCUCGGCAUUCAGUUUGAUGUCAAGUUCUGGUCUCAGCACAUUUCCUUUAUCCUGGUGGGAAUCAUCAUAGUCACGUCCAUACGAGGCCUUUUAAUCACACUCACCAAGUUUUUCUGUGCCAUCUCCAGCAGCAAGUCCUCCAAUGUCAUUGUGCUCGUCCUGGCUCAGAUCAUGGGCAUGUAUUUUGUGUCGUCUGUGCUCCUGAUGCGGAUGAGCAUGCCUUUAGAGUACCGCACCAUAGUGACGGAGGUACUGGGAGAACUGCAGUUUAACUUCUACCACCGCUGGUUUGACGUGAUCUUCCUGGUCAGUGCUCUCUCCAGCAUCCUCUUCCUCUACCUGGCCCAUAAACAGGCACCUGAGAAGCACAUGACCCCGUGACCUCAUAAGUGACCUCAUCAGAGAGAGACACAUAGGACUAAAGUGUCUCUUUCUUUUGCCUCUCCAUUUACGCCUCUGCCCCAUAAUGAGCAUUAUUGGGUCUGUAUUUCCUGAAUCAGGAGGGGCCCAGAAACAGUGUUUAUUUGACUUUGGGUUAAAAAAAAAAUGCUGAUUUGCUGUAUCAUUUAAAUACUCAUAUUAAUAGAGGGGACAAAAUGGUAUACAAUGUGGGUGUAAUUUUUUUUCCCUCCAUACCAUGUGUUAUUAUGUUUACCACGGUAGGUGAACAAACUAAAUGCUCUCACUAGUUUGUUUACCAUGAAAUCAGUUACAUCUUGUCUUGGGCCACCUUUUAUCAUUUUUUCAUUAAUAGACAUCAGAUCUAUAUCUCAGCAACACCCAGUGAUGUUACAGUGGACUGUUGGACUCUUGUUUUUCUUUCAGACUGGUUAAUCGUUACUAUCAUUCCAUGUCUAAGAACUGUAAUGAUUCACAAGUGGAAAUUGUAUUGAGUGAGAGUCAUAAUCUUCUGCUGAAAUCACAUCAACUAGAAAGGGGUUGAGAAUAUAUGUAAAUUUGGCUUUAAAUAUUUUGUUUUUUCGGUGUUAGACAGAUGGGUGCCGUUGAUCUACUGAAAAGGCAAUGUCUACGUGCCAGAGAUGUAACUGUCUUGGAUUUCUGUUCAUAUACAGGAAGCUCAGAUUUCCAUUAAAAGGCUUCUUCAAACAUU